Messenger RNA from Homalodisca vitripennis (glassy-winged sharpshooter), 1129 nucleotides. RefSeq names its product metabotropic glutamate receptor-like. NCBI's taxonomy places the organism in Eukaryota, Metazoa, Arthropoda, Insecta, Hemiptera, Cicadellidae. The record is from RefSeq and is a predicted model, not a curated record. The coding region runs from base 106 to 555 and encodes 149 amino acids. Gene Ontology annotation, cellular component: membrane. Gene Ontology annotation, molecular function: adenylate cyclase inhibiting G protein-coupled glutamate receptor activity. The transcript is spliced from 3 exons. Gene Ontology annotation, biological process: G protein-coupled receptor signaling pathway.
AAUGUCAGUCAUUAUCAGUUUCAUCGGCCAGUGACACCGUCGCCUGCCUCUUCUCCCCGAAAGUAUUACCUUGAAUAUUUGUGAUUUGUUUGUGCAGGUUUCACGAUGUACACCACUUGUGUGAUAUGGUUGGCGUUUGUUCCUCUGUACUUCGGUACGGGAAACAAUAUGGCUUUGAGAAUCACCUCAAUGUCAGUCACUAUCAGUCUCUCGGCCACUGUCACCGUUGCCUGCCUCUUCUCCCCGAAGCUUUACAUAAUUCUGAUCCGGCCAGAACGCAACGUACGCCAGAGUAUGAUGCCUAGUGCUCGUCACCAUGGUGCGGUCAAAUCUGGAACUAGCGCUAGUGUGGUGGUGGGGGCAGCUCAUGUUGCGCAAGCUCACGACUCCAUCAUUCGACCCAGCACUACUGACGUCACAAUGAUGUCCAAGACUGAAGACAAGGCGAUGCCAGAUGUGCUGAGGGUGAGCCGAUCCACGCAAACGCUGAGCCAGCAGUCGGAGCCUCUCAGCAACGGUCUGAGCAGUGACGUGGUCACGUGUGACGGCCUCUAGCAGGAGAGGGGGGUGUCGAAGUGUGUCGGCACUAGAGGGCGAAGUCGGAGCAAGCGCCACAAGCGUCAACCUGUAUUCGUCUAAAGAAAUGGAAGCAAGCACUUCCUUGCAAAUCUUCAGGCCAAUGAUGAAUACUUUAAAUGUACACCUAUAUUGCUUUGUAAACUGAUUUUUGUUGCAAUAUGAAUAACCAUCCAUCUGUUUAGUGGUUUUGUCAUCACCGAUGAAUAUUGUCAAACUAUUUAUAGUUUAAAUGAUAAAGAGGGGUUUCCUGAAAGAAUUCCAAAAAGGCGACAGGCUCUUAUGAUUACCCAAAUAACAACAUAUCAGUCAUAAAAAAUAUCAUAUCGAGUAUUAUUGUUGUUUCUCUAAAUCGCUCAAUACUUUACGUAAAUGAUUUAUAGUUUAGUGUUUUUUACGAUCAAUUGUAAAUUAUUUAUGUUGUUACAGGAUAUCUCUUUAGUACUUUUUGUAAAUAUUUGAUUUUUAUAAUUUUUUACAUAAUUAGUUAGUAACUUUAUAUAACGUACCGGUACUCUUCUAGUUUAUUAUAGUGACAUAAUGCGUUUAUCUU